AUGGCGUCUCUCCUGCUGCGCCCCCCCCUCUCAGCGGCCCUCUGCCUGCUAUUGCUCGCCACCCUGCUGCCCAGCUGUGAGGCCCGGCGGGGGGGUGGAGGUUUUGGAGGUGGGUUCGGCCGAGGUGGAGGUGGAAGCCGGAGCUGGGGCCGUGGGGGGGGCCAGGCCUACAGACCGGUGCAGAGCAGCGGCCCCAGUGCAGGGAAAAUAGCAGGGGCCGCUGCAGCGGGGGCCAUCGGGGGGGCCAUGAUCGGGUCUGCCCUCAGCCGCCCUGGGUAUGGAGGAGGGUAUGGAGGAGGAUAUGGUGGAGGGUAUGGAGGGGGGUAUGGAGGGGGGUAUGGUAACACAAGAUACGGUGGGGGCGGCUAUGGCCGCCGGCCCGGCUAUGACUCGGAGGGCUCUGGAGACAUGGAGUACUACGCCGGGGCCUCCAGCGGCCCCAUCUACAACAGCAUCAUCGUUGUGAUUGGCUCCCUGAUGUCCCUGCUGCUAGGACACUGGGCAGCCGGCAUAUAG
This is a messenger RNA of Trematomus bernacchii (emerald rockcod), 516 nucleotides long. Its product is annotated as acanthoscurrin-2-like. The coding region runs from base 1 to 516 and encodes 171 amino acids. The transcript has a single exon. The record is from RefSeq and is a predicted model, not a curated record. Lineage: Eukaryota; Metazoa; Chordata; Actinopteri; Perciformes; Nototheniidae.